CACAUCAUCACCACAAGAUCAAGUUCAGGCCCAAGACACAGAAAGACAACACCACAAUGCUCCAGCUUCACUGCUCCGGGACCCCCCGAGAGAUGGGUCAUACCCACGGCCACAACGCCAAACUCCAAGUGCACGGCUCAAUCAACUUUUACCGCAACCUCUUCCAGCAAAAAUGCGCGCUAGACUGGCCGGCCGUGACGCGCGAGGCAGAGAAGUACGUCCCGCAGCUAGAAGCCACAUGCCCGCGCUACCUGGACGAGAUGCGCGGGAUCGGGGAGGGCGCGGGGGUUGGAUUUUUGGAUAUUGUUGCGCUUAACGUGCGCACGGAGAUUAUGUUUGGGUUGUUUACUGAGGCUGAGGCUGUGAGGGCCAAGGGGGCCGGGGCUGUGAUCACGACGGCAAACGGCAAUGGGGUUGUCAAUGGCGAGCACAAGACUGAGGAUGAGAAGGACUUCCCUAGUGACGGGUGCACAAGCCUAUCCCUCCACCCACCCUCAUCCUCAUCAGGAUCCUUCCUCGCCCAAAACUGGGACUGGCAACCCGCCCAGUCGCCUAACCUGAUCAUCCUCCACAUCACCCCCUCCCCCUCCCCCUCCCCCUCCCCACUCCCAUCCAUAGCAAUGGUGACAGAAGCCGGCAUAAUCGGCAAGAUAGGCCUCAACUCCUCGGGCGUGGGCGUCUGCUUGAACGCCAUCCGGGCCCGGGGGCUCGACACCAGCCGACUCCCCGUGCACCUGGCGCUACGCACCCUGUUGGAGUCACGCUCCCUGACAGAGGGGAAGGCUGCCCUGAGGAAGCUGGGUGGCGUCGCGGGGUCAGCACACAUCCUCCUCGCGGACCCAACUUCCGCUGUGGGGCUGGAGUUCGCGGGCGGGAGGGAGGAAAUCGGGGAGAUCUUGCCUGAUGCGAAGGGACGGGUGGUCCAUACAAACCACUUGUUGCUGGAGCACCCUGGGGUCGAUGAGCCGGGGUGGUUGCCUGAUUCAGGGGAGAGGCUUUUGAGGAUGGGGUUGUUGACGGAUAGUGACCAGGAGAGGGAGGCGCUUGUGAAUGUCGCAGGGGAUGGGGUCAAGGUCGAUUUCCAGAGGGUGUUGGAGCUGUUCAAGGAUGAGAAGGGUUUUCCCUGCUCUAUCAACCGGUUGCAGGUCAAGGAAGGGGAGUCGCAGACGUUGUUUAGUAUUAUUAUGGAUCUGGGCGGAAAGAGGGCGCUGAUAAAGGUUGGGAGGCCUACUAAGGAUGGAGAGGAGAUCUAUUUAGGAUUUAAGUGAUGGUAAAUAUUAAUUAUUACAUUUUAUAUUAUUA
Molecule: messenger RNA, 1302 nt
Organism: Diaporthe batatas
Lineage: Eukaryota; Fungi; Ascomycota; Sordariomycetes; Diaporthales; Diaporthaceae
Exons: 2
Coding region: 57-1268 (403 amino acids)
Source: RefSeq, a predicted model, not a curated record